This is a messenger RNA of Falco peregrinus (peregrine falcon), 953 nucleotides long. It is a transcript of the gene FAM3B, whose product is annotated as FAM3 metabolism regulating signaling molecule B. NCBI's taxonomy places the organism in Eukaryota, Metazoa, Chordata, Aves, Falconiformes, Falconidae. The transcript has 8 exons. The record is from RefSeq and is a predicted model, not a curated record. Bases 204 to 911 code for a protein of 235 amino acids.
AAAUCGCCCAGGGCAGCGGGGUGCGGUGCUCGGCCGGCGGUGCCCUGCCUGGCCGUGCCGCCGGCGGCGCCGGGGCGGUGCGGCGCUGACAGGUGGCCGUUCCCCUUCCCGCGCCGUCCCGGUGGCUGCAGGACGAGGCGGGGGAGAGCGACGAGGGAGGAGGAGGCGGAGGAAGGGCAGGCAGCCUGCCCCCGUCCUGAAUAAUGUGGCUGAACCGGCACUAUCUGUUGAAAUUAGUAGGAGUCCUGUUGACAGCGUUGGCUGGUUGGUACUUGGGAUACUUACUCUGUGCUUUUGUAUCCAAAACCACCAUAACAGCAUCCAUUGCUAAUCUUCAAGACAUUGGAAAGAAACCAGUAUUGAGGGCUCCAGUCCCAAAAAGGCAGAAGUGUGAUCACUGGUCUCCCUGCUCACCUGGGGAUUAUGCCUAUCGGAUUCUUAGUGGUGGCGGCACGGGAAAGCUAGCUAAGAUUUGUUUUGAUGAUGAGUUGCUUAUAAGCAAAGAGAAGGGUAAUGUUGGAAGAGGUAUAAACAUUGCCAUUGUCGAUUAUAAAACAGGAAAAGUUACAUCAGCAGAAUUUUUUGACAUGUGGGAAGGAGACCACUCAGGAGAGAUGAUGACUUUCAUUAAAAAUGCACCAGAAGGGUCCCUCCUUUUGAUGGUGACUCAUGAUGAUGGAAGCACCCGGUUGAAAAAUGAUGCCAAAAAAUUAGUAGAAGAGCUGGGAAGUAAAGAAAUAUGGAAUAUGAAGUUCAGGUCAAGCUGGGCUUUUAUAGCUGCCAAAGGCUUCAAGCUGCCAGAUAAUAUCCAAAAAGAAAAGAUAAACCACUCUGACAAGAAGAGGAACAGAUACGGUGGCUGGCCAGCUGAAAUCCAAAUAGAAGGCUGUAUCCCAAGAAGCCUGAUCUGAACAAACGCAUACCUCAUUAAUAAAGAUGAUUCUAUAUUUUUA